This is a messenger RNA of Agelaius phoeniceus (red-winged blackbird), 2662 nucleotides long. It is a transcript of the gene GCNT1, whose product is annotated as glucosaminyl (N-acetyl) transferase 1. Gene Ontology annotation, molecular function: beta-1,3-galactosyl-O-glycosyl-glycoprotein beta-1,6-N-acetylglucosaminyltransferase activity. Lineage: Eukaryota; Metazoa; Chordata; Aves; Passeriformes; Icteridae. The record is from RefSeq and is a predicted model, not a curated record. Gene Ontology annotation, cellular component: membrane.
AUACGGUUUGUAGACAGCAAUAAAGAAUAAUUUUGGCAGGAAAGAGGGAAGUGGGCAGCUAACUCAUCCUUUGUACCAACGUCCUCAACUACCAGCGGAGCAAAAUGAAGGCUGCCAAAUAAAGCAUUUCCUCCAUAGCCUUGCAAACCUUCCUCCACCUCUCCCACAGUGGAAAGUGCUGCCUCUGACAAGCUCUUCCCUGGUCGUAUUUCUAAGCUCAUAUGAAGGAUGUUGAAGAGACUGUCUCACAUAAAGAUCUUGAAAGGCUGCAGGGACUUCUUUGCCAGUGAGAACUAAAGCAUGACUGCCAUCCAGGAAGUGAGUGGAUUUUUCCUUCCAUUUCCCUGAAAAACUUGCCAAAUUCCUGAGAAACAAAAUUUUUUUUCUGAAGCUGUUGAAGCUCAUAUGAAGAGAGAAGAGGACAUUUUUUUUAGCCCUGCAAAGCUACCUGGUAUUUGAAAUGCUGAAGAGGAAAUUACGGUUUUGCUACAACUCACGCUUCAGGCUUUUCUUGGGUCUAACUCUCAUCUUAGUAAUAAUUUCAGUUUUGAAAGUUAACCAGAAAGAAGACUUCCGAAACCGGAGACAUCUGGAGCUAACAAAAGAAGAUCCUAUUAGCGAUGUUAACUGCACCAAGAUUAUUGAGGGGGAUAUAGAAGAAAUACAAAAGGUACAGCUUGAGGCAUUAUCAGUGUCAUUUAAGAAGCGCCCCAGACUAACAACAGAUGAUUAUAUUAACAUGACUGCAGACUGUGCCUCCUUCACCAAGACUAGGAAAUACAUUAUGGAACCUCUCAGUAACGAAGAAGCAGAAUUUCCAAUUGCUUACUCAAUAGUAGUUUAUCACAAAAUUGAGAUGCUUGAUAGACUUCUAAGAUCAAUCUAUGCUCCACAGAAUUUUUACUGCAUUCAUGUAGACAAAAAGUCUCCAGAAUCCUUUUUUGCUGCUGUGAAGGGAAUAGUGUCAUGUUUUGAUAAUGUCUUUAUUUCCAGCCAGUUAGAGAGUGUGGUAUAUGCUUCGUGGAGCAGAGUGCAGGCAGACAUUAACUGCAUGAAAGAUCUCCAUAGAAGAAGUUCAAACUGGAAAUACCUAAUAAACCUAUGUGGUAUGGACUUUCCUAUAAAGACCAACAAGGAAAUAGUAGAGAAAUUAAAAGCCCUUAAGGGUGAAAACAGCUUGGAAACAGAAAAAAUGCCUGUUUAUAAAGAAGUAAGGUGGAAGAAACACCAUGAGAUUAUUGAUGGUAAAAUAAAGAACACAGGCAUAGACAAACAACUACCACCUCUCAGUACUCCAGUUUUUUCUGGCAGUGCCUAUUUUGUAGUUAGCAGGAGCUUUGUAGAAUAUGUACUAGAAAACAGCAAAAUACUUAAGUUCAUUGAGUGGGCGAAAGAUACUUACAGCCCAGAUGAGUACCUGUGGGCAACAAUUCAGAGAAUCCCUGAAGUCCCAGGCGCGUUCUCUUCCAGUGACAAGUAUGACGUUUCUGACAUGAAUGCCCUGGCCAGGUUUGUCAAGUGGCAGUACUUUGAAGGUGAUGUGUCCAAAGGUGCACCCUACCCACCAUGCAGUGGAGUUCACAUUCGCUCUGUGUGUGUUUUUGGAGUAGGAGACUUGAACUGGAUGCUACGGAACCACCACUUAUUUGCUAAUAAGUUUGACACUGAUGUCGACCCUUUUGCAGUGAAAUGCUUGGAAGAGUAUUUGCGACACAAAGCCCUGUAUCUGCAAAAGAACUGAGAUGUGUGCUUCUGUUGGGAAACAUAAGUACAGAUACUCUACUGCUACAUACUUUAACGUUUUACAGCAGUCGUGGUGAUGCUGAUAAUGGGUAUAAGGACUCUCACCAUGUUGGUCUAGUGCUGCUCAUGUCCUGCCUUGUCCAUGGAUGAGAGGGAGAAAACAUGUCUUGAGUAUGCCUUGUGGCACACUGAAGUUUGGAGCUUUAGGUACAAAAUCAGCAAGAAAGCCAACUAUUUGGAAUAUUUAUUAUCUAGAAGGUAUAAUUAAUGGUCUUUCUUUGGCUUCUAUGCCUCAAAACUGUUUUAAGGCAUAGAAAAUGCAUGUUGUUCAUGGUUAUUCUCAAAUUUUUUUUUCCAUGAAUGUAAUGAAUGCUAACUGGAAGAGAAAGAUGAAGGGGGGGGUACAAAGCAGCUGGACUGCACUUCAUACUGAAUAUUAAAAGAUCUCAGGAAUAUAACAUUAGAAGUUAUCUAAAAGCUAUGCAAAAGGGGAUAUGCAAAGCCAGCUGUUAUCAUUUUACUUAGAUCUGUUUGCUGCAGUUCUGUUACAUGUAAUUCUUAAUCCUCCUGAAAAUUUUGUCUUCAGCAUGGAGUAUCAAAGAAUUCAAAUCUUUUGUAUUCUUAAAGCACCCUGAUAUUGUGAUAUGAAGUUUAUACACUAGUACGUAAUUACAUCUUCUCAGGGAAACUUCAGUUUUGUGCCUGAUGAGAUUAGACUUGUAAUUUUACAUUUCUUACUGUAUGGGGAGUUUUGCUUUUGUAUCCAAAAUUGAUGAAAUUUCUCAAAACUUAAAGAACUGCAGUAGUGUCUAAAUAUUACUGAUGGAACUGCUGGUUUCUGCUUUCUGUCAAGCUCAACUUGCAUUCCAGAUUAUUUUAAUACUAAGUACGGAAAAAAUAAAAUUAUUUUUUUAAAUGA